AAACAAAGCAACAUCCCGUCAAACGAUGCCGGCUGUGGUGUAGUGUUGAUAUUUUUAUGAGCACUUAAAACCUUACUCACAGCCAAUCGUGUCCAAUACGACGUAAAAGUCUCGAGUCCUUCCUGUAAGACACCUUUUUUGGGUAGAUUUUGGAAUUUUGGGCCCAUUUCGUUAUACGUAAAAAUGCAUUCCGCUUAAACUCUUGGACUGGUUUAAAGAAAAGAAUAAAAGUUUUUUAAAAAUGGCUGGAACGGUUUUGGAAAAUUUGAGCAACCGGAAAUUGUUCGUCUUAACGUCAACUUUGCUUAUUUGUCAAGUCGUGUGUUUCCUGAUUGGAGGUUUGAUCGCUCCUGCCCCCUCCCGUGCGACAUGGAUGUUGGGCACUAAAUGUUUGGACAAGGAGGCGAACCGGAGCAAAUGGACGUACCCCCGGGGGGCUGGGAGAUGUCCGCAAAUUUCGGAAUUGGAACAUGACCUCCACGCGAACCAGAUCGUCUUCUCGUUUCAAAUACCUUUCGUCAAGGAGAACGUUGUUCUGGAUUUUUCACGCUGGCAACAAAACUUGAUUGGAAUUCUGCAACUGGAAAUUCAUUACUCGAAAGAAACUCCUGUCCAGGAUGGAGCCAUGCUCAUGCUGGACACGAGGCUGGCCUACAGGAACAAGUGGGAUAAGGACUCGGACUGGAAAUUGUACGCGGAAUCGAUGGAGGAAAGGACGCUUGAGUGCGACAUCGAGGAGGAGAAGGAAGGUCACACUUAUCACUGCGGUCUCAUCCCGUUGUUCGAGUUGGGCUCGCUACACCACGAUUUUUACCUGCUCAACAUCCGAAUCCCGGACGCAGAUGGGCAUGAGUACAAUCGGGGAAUCGGAAUGCUGAAAGACUUAAAUUUGGUAACGAUCCACCAAAAUGGGGGGUUCACGAAGGUGUGGUUAUCCCUGAAAACGGUCUUCACGCCCAUCGUCCUAGCCGUAGUGAUUUGGUACUGGCGACGAGUUCAGGCGCAAGCCCGACCGGCCGCAUUGUUGGAGAAGAUGAUCCUAUUUCUCGGAUGUGCGAUCGAGUUUCUGAACUUUCCCAUCGAAUGGCUCACACUGUUUAUCGACAUGCCGUACAUGCUGCUGCUCAGCGACAUUCGCCAAGGGAUCUUCUACGCAGCGUUGCUCUCCUUCUGGCUCGUCUUCACGGGCGAGCACCUCAUGGAGUCGACCGGUCAUCGUAACACGCUCCAAACUUAUUGGAAGCACUUGAGUGCGGUAGCCUUCGGGUGUCUGUCCCUCUUCCUCUUCGACCUAUGCGAGCGUGGGGCGCACGUCGCGAACCCGUUCUAUUCCUUGUGGGCGACCCCGUUCGGGACACGUCUCGCCCUCGCGUUGAUCAUUGCUGCGGGGAUUUCCGCCUCCCUUUACUUCGUCUUCCUCUCCUGGAUGGUGUGGCGUGUGUUUCGAAACAUUAGCAGCAAGCGGACAGCACUUCCAGCCAUGUCGGAAGCUCGCCGACUUCAUUAUCAGGGCAUCAUCUACCGCUUCAAAUUCCUCAUGGUUGCCACCCUCACCUGCGCCGCCAUGACGGUCAUCGGUUUCAUCCUGGGACAAGUUACCGAGGACAAGUGGAAAUGGGACGGCGACGUCGAGAUCGAAUACACUUCCGCCUUUUACACCGGAGUUUACGGAAUGUGGAAUAUUUACACGAUGGCGUUACUCUCCCUGUAUGCACCCUCGCACAAGCGGUGGCCCCCAGAAAGGGACCCAUACGCCUCCACAAACAGUGGCGCUGAAGAGAUCGAGUUCAGUCGUUUGGAUGCCGACACCUCAGAAAUUUCGGCGUUGGCUUCUUUCGCAAAAAAAGUUGCGGCCGACUAAAAAAAUCUAUUUUUUGCAUGUCAUAACGAAAAGUAUUAUUAUCAAUAUUAUGAUUUUGUCUUAAGCUCGCUUUCAGUGUGUAAAACAAGUACUUAAUCUUUUUUAUCUGAGCAUUUUUAACCCACAUUUUUAUAUCGGCGUCAUGUCAUGUUUUUUAAUUUGAAUAAUUCCGCAAAUACGUAGAUAUCUAUGUAUUUUUAACUUAAUCCCUCUCUCUACGUCACGUAAUACACAAUGACUCGAGAAGAGACGCGCUGACUAAUGGAUAAUUCCAGUUUCGUGCUGUUUUGCGAUGUAUAAAUUUAAAUAUACAAUUGUGACGUCAAACCUAUUAUCAUCUGCUUAUCGCUCUGCUCUGUCUCCUUUAACCUAUUCAAUCAUCAGAAAAUUCAGGCGUUGUAAAAUUAUAAUGCAAACAUUUAUUUACCUAAUGGAGCAAAACAUUAGGAGGCAAUGACGUAAAAAAACUGAGGUGGUUUGGUUGUUUUGUGAAUGUCUGAUAAAAUUUACACAAUGAUGAUGAUGAUGAUAAUGCCAAUUGUAUAUCAGAUUAUUAUACGCUUUUUUAAAGUGGUUUGUAUUUUAUAAAUAAAUUCUUAUCAAAUGUAUAUGUCCAAACAAA
Folsomia candida is the source of this 2483-nucleotide messenger RNA. RefSeq names its product protein wntless (gene wls). Bases 242 to 1861 code for a protein of 539 amino acids. Gene Ontology annotation, cellular component: endomembrane system; organelle membrane. NCBI's taxonomy places the organism in Eukaryota, Metazoa, Arthropoda, Collembola, Entomobryomorpha, Isotomidae. The record is from RefSeq and is a predicted model, not a curated record. Gene Ontology annotation, biological process: Wnt protein secretion; intracellular protein transport; Wnt signaling pathway. The transcript is spliced from 8 exons. Gene Ontology annotation, molecular function: Wnt-protein binding.